AUGACGGCUGUAAUGAACAAGUACAUAGCCUAUAUGUGGCUACACCUCACCUCUCCAACCACACCUCAGGUCACCUCUCCAACCACACCUCAGGUCACCUCUCCAACCACACCUCCGGUCACCUCUCCAGCUAGACCUCAUCUCUCCAACCACACCUCCGGUCACCUCUCCAAGCACACCUCAAGUCACCUCUCCAGCUACACCUCAGGUCACCUCUCCAAGCACACGUCAAGUCACCUCUCCAACCACACUUCAAGUCACCUCUCCAACCACACGUCAAGUCACCUCUCCAACCACAUGUCAAGUCACCUCUCCAGCUACACCUCAAGUAACCUCUCCAACCACAAGUCAGGUCACCACUCCAGAGGCAAGCCAUGGACGCAAUACUUUCUCAAAGUAAAGAAGACCCUGGAAUUUACCUGGUCUGCCUAUUCGAAGCCAACUCCAAGCAACACUGCAGAAUGUCUCACCCUACUUCUACUGUGUUUCAGCAUCGCUGUCAUCACCGGAGCUCUUUUGUUCUACUGGAUGUUUUACACUUUAGGGUUAGAGUAUCGUGCUUCUAGUGUAACUGCAGGGGGUUACAGUAUCAUGGCCUUUCUUCUUUUGUUUUUUGUACACCCUGUGCGCUGUGUGUUUACAAUCAUGAUCCCCACAUUAGGCACCAAGCAAGGCCGCAAAUUAAUUAUUUCAACAUCAGUGAUGCUCAUAGCACUUAAGGUUAUUCCAAACAUGGUCACUAACAUUAAUGUUGUAAUGUACGCUUUGAAAUGCAGUGCGACUACUUCAGCUGAAGAUGUGAUCAACUCGACUGAGUUGUUGAACAACGCCACAAAGGAAAUAGGCCAGGAAGUUAUCCAAAUUAAUAAAGAAAUACAACAUUUGUUUAAAGCCAGUCUGCAAGAUUUUGACUUAGCUGCAAAUGUCAAUGUUUCUGAAAUCAGAAAGGAGUUUCACACUGUCAGCCAGCAGGUCGAAAAUGACUUCCUGUUGGCUAAAAUGGUACUUGAAAAAACCAAACUUGUCACCAGUAGACUUCUCGCUGGCCUUUUUGUCCUAUGUCUGCUUAUAGGUUCAUCCUGGUAUUUAAAAGGCUACCUUACCGAUGUGAAGUUUGAUAACGUCUACAUCACUAAGCAACUGGAGCACUUAGCCAGACAGAAUGGAAAAUGUGUCAUGCCUACUGCAGGAUUAAUCCACCCCAGAGGUUUCAAAAUGUCACGUCGUGAAAGUUUUAGUUGUCUGGUUCAUCUAGCAGUCAUCACUUUAUAUCUGCUCCUGAUUAUAAGUGUCAUCAUGGCAGACCGGAUUGUCUUCAGUUUUAUUGUAACCAGUGCCCGCUGGCUUUAUGACUUCCCAGUGAUACCGAUGACCAUUAAAGUCACAUACUCGGUUGAAUUGAUAUUGGGAUUUAUUACCAUCAAAAAAUACAGUUUCCAAAAGGAUUACCACUGGAACUUCACCCUUACCUCCAGACACUGCAUAACAGAACCAUUUGAACCCGACAAAGACAUCGCCGCCCUGGUGGCAGUACUUUACCUUCUUGCCUACGUCAUGGUCAUCUGUGAAAUCUACACCACGCGCAUACGCAGAAUGAUUUCCGCUUCCUUCUUCAAGAAACAGGAAGACAAAAGGGUUCAUUUUCUAUAUCAAAAAAUAAUAGCCAAAGAGGACCUUCAAGAGUAUAUUAUAAAAACGUCAGACAAAAAAUAAAUUCACUAGAACCACUCUCUUUUGGUCUAAUUUUUAGAAAUAAGGAAGGAAUAAUUGUGGCUGGUUAUGAACUUAAAAGCAAAUAGAAAAAAAGUCUAAGGUCUUUACUGCUGUCUUAAUAGUUUUACUAUAGCUUUUAAAAUCAAAGAAAAAAGUUGUCCAAAUUCCAAACUUUACCAUGAGAAAGGCGUGCAAGCCACACUAAAAUAUGGAGAACAGGUGAUAACACCCUCUAGCACAGUGGUUUUCAACAGUACUGGUAUUGGUAUGUGAUAGACCUGCAGCUGGUAUGCACCGACAGUUGUUUUAUGACUGUAUGAUUCCUCAACCAGAAUACUUUCAAAGUUACUGCAGCCACUCUGUGUUGUUGAUUGUGGUGAACUCUGGUUAAAUAAUUAGA
Polyodon spathula (Mississippi paddlefish) is the source of this 2113-nucleotide messenger RNA. RefSeq names its product osteoclast stimulatory transmembrane protein-like. Gene Ontology annotation, cellular component: membrane. The record is from RefSeq and is a predicted model, not a curated record. NCBI's taxonomy places the organism in Eukaryota, Metazoa, Chordata, Actinopteri, Acipenseriformes, Polyodontidae. The transcript is spliced from 4 exons. The coding region runs from base 1 to 1713 and encodes 570 amino acids.